Molecule: messenger RNA, 411 nt
Organism: Rotaria sordida
Lineage: Eukaryota; Metazoa; Rotifera; Eurotatoria; Philodinida; Philodinidae
Source: the annotation of a GenBank genome assembly
AUGCUGGUUGAUAGCAACUCUGUUCGUCAAACAAAUCGACGAUUCGGAUCGGCUAAACUACUGAAUGCCACUAGUCGUGUGAACUAUCACAAUUUAAUUCAAUCGAUUUGGUCCGGUGUUGUUCGUUCAAGUCCUGAACAAAUUAAUAAUCAAUGUGUUGAUAUUGUCAAUACCGUGCUUUCCGAAGUGAUCAAAUGUUCACAUAGACUAGCAUACACUGAAAAACUUCUCCAGCUGCUUGAAAGUCCACCAGACUUGGUCAGUAUAACGGAAGUAUUAGUCGACAUAUUUAUAGAAGCUAUAAGGCAAUGGAUGGAGUCUGGUCAACAUGAAGAUAUUUAUCGAACUUGUCUUAAUGCAGCAAAAUUAAAAUGGCGUUCACCGAUUGAAAUCGCUCUGUUAGGUCUUUAA